This is a messenger RNA of Stylophora pistillata, 1892 nucleotides long. RefSeq lists its product as uncharacterized. Lineage: Eukaryota; Metazoa; Cnidaria; Anthozoa; Scleractinia; Pocilloporidae. The record is from RefSeq and is a predicted model, not a curated record.
CUGAAAGUAUACUUCUGUGCAUCAUGACGACUUCGGAUAAAAGCAGACCUUCUAGCUUUCUCGUUAUUUGUUGCCUUUGUACAACUCUUUUGAGCGUGGUGUGCUACAGUGUUAGUUUUAUGAGAAUGGCUGGGGAGCUGAGGGCACAAAACGAAAGAAUUCUUGCUCUAGAGGAAAACCGGAGGAAGGCAACAACAGAUAUUCCGCUUCCCAAACCUUCGACUCCAGAAAUCCUUGACGUUCAGCCCCCUAGCUCUUCAGCUCAGAAGAGAAACCCGCGGGCCGCUGAUAGUCCCGCGAAGGGAGACAAUGGGGUUUUAUCCCCUAAAUUUAUUCGGCAAAUUACAAAAUCUGUUUACGCUGCAACGCAUAAGAUCUGCACAAGCAAAAGUCAGAUUUGUAUCAAGGGUCAAAAGGGGGAGCCUGGAGAUUGGAACUCAAUAUCUCCAAAUUCUCUCCAACCUGUCAAGGGGGAAGCGGGGGGUGUUGUUACUGCCCCUGGGAUUCAAGUGACACCGGCCGUAAGCACCGUUGGCUUGAGCGAGACCGUCGCGUUUCAGUGUUCUCCAGAGAAGAACGUUGUCGCAGUAAUUUCCUGGUCCAAGGAGGAAGGCUCCCUUCCCGCUGGAAGAUACUUCAUCGUCAAGGGAGCGCUCUAUAUCAGGAAUACCACAGUCGGUGACCACGGGAUGUAUGUGUGUACAAUUCGUACUGACCAGGGGACCGCUCAGGCUUCUGUUACACUUAAUGUCAAAGCUCGGCCGCUCAUCUCUCUUCCAGCUGGACCCUUGCUCGCCGAGAGUGGGAAAGAUGUAAAGCUCCCUCAAUGCCAGGUCAUCGGAUAUCCCCCUCCGGUGGUAUCUUGGACGAAACUGUUUGGCCAACUUCCCGGUGGAAGAACCAUUGUACAGGGCCACACCCUGACCAUCACAAAGGCAGACAAGAAAGAUUCAGGAACCUACAUCUGCACGGCGUCGAAUGCCAUGGGUACAUCACACUCCAUAACAUCUCUGGUAGUCAAUGUUAUGCCUCAGUUUACUGUCAAGCCACCAGAGAAGGUUGAGCUUUACCAUGGACAGUCUGUGACACUCAACUGCUCUGCAGACGGACACCCAGUACCCAGGAUCACCUGGACACGGUGUAAAGGAGACAUACCAGCAGACCGGUCUGAAGUGGGAGGAGGACAACUGAAGAUAAACAGUUUGACGGCGAAGGACAGUGGAACGUAUAUCUGCUCCGCACAGAGUGAGUUUGUUCAUCGGGAGACUGAGGUGCAACUGAUUGUGAAAACAGCCCGAGAUUGCGCAGAGCUUCUCUCUGCUGAUUUCAAGGAAAGUGGAGUGUACACAAUCAACCCAGCAAACAAGGCCAGCUUUGAAGUGUACUGUGACAUGAAGACCGAUGGUGGUGGAUGGACCGUCUUUCACAAGCGCUUCAGUGGUUUCGUUGAUUUCAACAAGGACUGGGACGAGUAUAAGAAUGGGUUUGGUUACGUCAGAGGAGAGUUUUGGCUUGGAAACGAAAAGAUUCAUCAACUGACUGAGAUUCCGAGUCAACUGAGGGUGGAAAUCAACACCACAUCGGCUGGAAAUAGAUACGCCAAAUAUAAUAAUUUUACGGUAACAAAUGAGGCAACCAACUACACGCUAUUCGUGGGGUUGUAUUCGGGUAAUGCUGAUAAUAGGCUUAGGCCUCAUAAUGGUAAGUCUUUUUCCACUAAAGACAGGGAUAAUGACGAGUCCAGUGGGCACUGUGCUCAGGGCAAUGGUGGAGCAUGGUGGUAUUAUUCCUGUUCUAGUUGUUACCUGAACAGUAAUUACGGAAACCCCUAUUAUUGGACCUGGCACUAUCUCAGGGGAAGCCAGAUGAAACUAAAACCAAAAUCCCCAUGA